AUGAAGAAAAUGGCGGCUCGGGACUUCGAAGACAUCCUCCAGUGCUUGCUUCCCGUUUGCGAAGGUCUCUUCGGUGAAUUCGAUGCCCUGGUUCAACUUCUGGUAUUCCGCCUGCAGAUCUGGCAUGCAUACGCCAAGUUGCGCCUCCAUACAUCCACCACCAUUGAACGCUUUCGCAAAGCCACCUCCGAGCUCUGUGAAACAGUGCGGAAAUUUGCGCGCGAUACCGCGAAGGUUGAAACCCAUGAGCUCCCACGAGAGCAGAACGCUCGCAUUCGUCGAAAUGCAGCAAAGGCUGCGCGUCGCGCUGAAGCAGGAGACGCUGGGGACGAUGAAGCUGUUGAUGAAGAUCAAACUAUUCCGCGUCGAGCGAAACCACUGAACCUUGAGACAUACAAGUACCAAGCUUCAACCCUGAGCACGAACUCGAGCCCAUCCUACGCUUCAUUUUCAUCCACCAGAGUAAGCUCUGGUCCGUGCUGGUUCAUGCGAUCCAUAACGCGUCGCAGACCGAACGCGAGCAAAAUACCAAUAAGUCACGCAUUGCAUCCUCCGCUCAUCGAUGGCGACGAGAGCAAGUCUAACCGGGGCUCUAAUCAUCCCGUCUGCCGCGCUUACUUGCUACCACCAUGCGAACGCGCCAAGUUUCCAGAACUGACCUUUUCUGCCGCUGAUACAAGUGCUACGUAUUCGUACGUCCCUGGUUUUUCUCGACAAUGA
This is a messenger RNA of Mycena indigotica, 720 nucleotides long. RefSeq lists its product as uncharacterized. Lineage: Eukaryota; Fungi; Basidiomycota; Agaricomycetes; Agaricales; Mycenaceae. The transcript has 5 exons. The record is from RefSeq and is a predicted model, not a curated record. Bases 1 to 720 code for a protein of 239 amino acids.